Molecule: messenger RNA, 1389 nt
Organism: Colletotrichum karsti
Lineage: Eukaryota; Fungi; Ascomycota; Sordariomycetes; Glomerellales; Glomerellaceae
Product: tryptophan dimethylallyltransferase
Exons: 2
Coding region: 1-1389 (462 amino acids)
Biological process (GO): alkaloid metabolic process
Molecular function (GO): transferase activity, transferring alkyl or aryl (other than methyl) groups
Source: RefSeq, a predicted model, not a curated record
AUGGCGCCCGCAAUGACAGCUUCGUCGUUCAGCUCCGGCCGACCGACGUUCCCUCUACAACUCUCGCCUCGUGCUUUGAAGGCGUCUUUCAGCCAGACCGAAGUCUUGUCCCCGAAAGCUUUGGCGAAGCAGGAGAAGGAUCUUUGCCUCCCGGCGCAAGAUAACCUCUAUAUCAACAAGUCAGACCAACAAUUCUGGGCCAUCCGCUGCGCCGAAUCUCUCGAUAGCCUCAUGAAGGCCGCCGGCUCUUACACUCCCGCUCAGCGUGCCGCACAUUUGAGACUUCUUUCGGAACUGGUUAUCCCGUCUCUCGGCCCGCAUCCCACCAACGCCCCAACAAAACCCUUGUUGACGGCCAAUGGCUCCCCGUUUGAGCCGUCAUGGAACAUCACCGACUCCGGCUCCUCUUCCAUUCGUUUCUCCUUUGAGCCUCUCGGUCGGCACGGCGGAACCCCGUCGGACCCUUUCGCCCAGAAAAUGAUUCCUGCUCUCCUUCCAGCCCUACAAAUGUUUGGUCACGGAGUCGAUACGCGGUGGUUCGAGCAAUUUGCUUCGGCCCUAUUCCUUGACGAAUUCGAGACCAAAGUUGCCCUCGAGAAACUCGGCCCCGAUCACCGCGCGCCGACCGCCUUCCUAGCUUUCGACCUUGACGGCGCCAAGGCUGUAUUCAAGACGUACUUCUUUCCCGUCCUCAAGCACAUCGCCACCGGCGCCUCCACAGAAUCCAUCACCUUCAACGCCAUCCGCUCUCUCUCCCCCGGCGGUGAUCGCCUAGCUCCUGCCGUCAAUGCCACCGAGGAAUACUUCAAGAACGCUCCGUUCCCCAUCCCCGUCGAGAUGAUUGCUCUGGACUGCAUUGAUCCCGCCGCCGGCGCCCGCGCUAAGGUCUACGCACGCACACAAUCCAACGCCUUCGACGUCGUCCGCCAGGUUGUCACUCUCGGAGGUCAGGUCAAGGACGAGACCACACUGGAGGGUCUCGAGGCCAUGCGUAGCAUCUGGCACUUGCUCCACAACGAAGCGGAACCUUACGCCGACGACUUCAACAAACAGCCCAAGGUCAUGGAGACCCUUCACAAGGGUAUCUGUUACGGUUUUGAGUUGAAGCCCGGCUCCCAAUGGCCCGAGGUCAAGUCGUACGUCCCGCUCUGGCAGUACGCCGACAACGACGCCGUAAUCGCUGCCAACCUCGCCAAGGCUUUCAAGUCGAGAGGAUGGCCGGUUGCCGAGCGUUACGAGACGGACCUGCCCAAGUGCUUCCCCCGUUCGGACCUGAACCGUGCCACCGGCACCCACUCCUACAUCUCCUUCGCCUUCUCCAAGAAGAAGGGCGCCUACCUGACCAUGUACUACUCCAUCAAGCCCAGUGACUCCAUCGUGGCUUUCUAA